AUGCAAGCACAAAAAUCGGCGGUAAAAUCGGCGGUCGUGGUACCCCUCUACAUUUAUCCCCUGUCCGCCGAGUCCUGGGCUCCUCUUUAUGCAGCAAUUGAAACGAAUCCCACUCUCACCUUCCUGGUCAUCGUGAACCCCAACAGCGGCCCUGGGCUCCCUGAACACCCCUCCCCCGAUGCCAGCUACAGCCAACAAGUGCCACGGCUGAAUGCCUACCGCAAUGUCCUCACAAUCGGCUACAUCCGGGUCGACUACUGCCGGAAACCCCUGCAAGAAGCACUAGCCGAGAUUGCGCGGUAUGCGUCCUGGUCGGAGCACUAUGAGACAACGGGGCUCGGCGUGCGCGGGAUCUUUGUGGACGAGACGCCGAACCAUUAUUCGCGAGAGAAAGAAGAGUAUCUCAGAUCGAUUACGAGUUUCGUAAAAGAGUGUCCGGGGAUUCUGGACGAGAAGCUUAUCGCUCACAACCCAGGCACACCCCCCGACGUCCGUCUCGCCCAGCCUGCCGAGGUGACCUUUGUUUGCGAAGAGUCAUACGCUCGCUUCCGCUCAGACGAGGUCCAGAACUGGCUGGCAGCUCACCCCGUCGACCGGGAUCGCGCCGGGUACAUGAUUAGCGGGGUGCCGGUGGAUGAGCUGCCUCAGCUAGUGCGGGACUUGCGGACCCGGGCGGCUUGGCUAUUUGUUACAGAUGUGAAGGAGAAUUUUUACGAGCGGUUUAGCGAUGCUUGGAGAGAUGGGACGUUUAUAAGGGCGCUUCAUGGAAAGAACCAGUGCUGA
This is a messenger RNA of Aspergillus nidulans FGSC A4, 783 nucleotides long. Its product is annotated as spherulation-specific family 4 protein. The coding region runs from base 1 to 783 and encodes 260 amino acids. NCBI's taxonomy places the organism in Eukaryota, Fungi, Ascomycota, Eurotiomycetes, Eurotiales, Aspergillaceae. The transcript has 3 exons. The record is from RefSeq and is a predicted model, not a curated record.